CAGACCCCAGCAGAGGACAGCAAAGCUCAGCGGGAAGAAGAUACAGCCCAGGACAAAGAGCAGAGGCAUGCCUGUCUGGGGUAGAGAAGACAAGACAAGCAAGGAUAGAGAGGUGUUAAAGGGCUUCUGGCAGCAAAAGGAGCCUUUGUCCUGGAAUAAUCAGAUGUGUUGAAAGAGAACUGGAAAGAGAAUGGCUUUCAGGAGUGUCUGAACAUCCCGAUAAGGAAGGCCGACACACCAGCCAGUCCUGGCUGGGACUGCAGUCCCAAGCUACCAGUGCCUCUGGAAGGCAGCUGGCAGCGCCCACAGGGAGAGGGGCAGCGAGGGGUGGCACUGCCACCAUGCCCAUCAAGGCUCCGACGACUUCGGCCGCAGCUUUCCUGCCCCAGCCUGGCCCCUCAGGCGUUUCCUCUUUAUACAGAGAAGAAAAUGGACUCAGCGAGGCGCGGUGACUCGGCCGAAGUCACACAGCCAGUUGGCGGCAUAGCCCGGGGGCUCAGUCUGGCUUUUGUGGCGCCGCAGGACCCAGCACACGAUGUGGAUCUGAGCUAGGCGUGUAGUGGCGGGAACUCGCCCCUUCUAUUCACUCCUGGACUGACCGGCGGUGUCCUGCCCCAUGGACGCCUCCUCUAGCCCGUGGAAUCCAACCCCGGCUCCUGUCAGUGGCCCCUCCCUGCUGCUCCCCAUCCCGGCCAUCGUCGUGCUCUCCGUGGGCAUCUAUCUGUUGCUGUUGGGUCUCGUGCUGCUGACCAGGCACUGCCUGCUGGCCCAGGGCUGCUGCACAGACUGCAGCUCCCCCUGCAGGAAGCAAGGCGCCUCCAGGCCCCAAGACUGUUGCCAGACCUGCGCCGAAGCCUGUGACUUCCCCCUGCCCAGCCCAGCCCGCUACUUGGAUGCCUGCUGCCCCCAGCCCGCCGAAGCUGACUGGGCCCCUCGCUGCCCUCGCUGCUGCCCGCUCUGCGACUGUGCCUGCGCAUGCCAACUUCCUGAUUGCCAGAGCCUCAACUGCCUCUGCUUUGAGAUCAAGCUCCGAUGACGAUCCAGGGUCCCUGCUCUUUGGAGAGUGGCCAGCCCCCAGGGGCCACAGGCCCUGUUCCCUGAGGGGACUCAGGACACCUUUCUCCAGGCCAUUGGAACCACAAAUGGCCUGCCCAGCUCACCGACCUGGGAACCAGCAGUGGAGAGCCUGGCUCCCUGCAGAGCGGGACUCACAGAGCCCUUGGCCAGCAGGACGGCAGCCCCUUUGCAGGGCCAGAAGAGAGAGGGGCUGGUGCUCCAGCAGGUCCCCCUGCCCUUGACUCCCCCUCCCCAAGUAACUGAUCAUAUUUGAAGAUCGCUGUCCAGAGAUUUAUUUCUCUCGACAGCCUGUUGAGGGCCUCAGUCUGGAUUUCCAAGGAAGAAAUCUCUGAAGUACCGGUGGGCGCCAGUCGGACGGAGCGGGGUUGGAGUUGGGCUGAAGGCUCCGGGAUUUAAGAGGGGAGACCCGGCCGGUAGGAUGGGGAGGCUCGGAAAGGAUCUGGGAGGCCGACAGCCGGGGACGGAUUUGAUUUUGGAGAGGGAAGUCGGCGCCAGGGAGUUUUGCAAGGACUCUGGUCCCACAUCCCCAGACUUGCUCGGGCCGACUGGCGGCCCGAGCGGCUUCCCGCCGGGUCCGGCUUCCGCGGGAGGGCGGCGGGCGCGUGCGCACUCGCGGGCCACGUUGGCUCUCCCGAUCCCGGGAGCCGGACCUGCCGGGAUGGAGCGCGGACGCGGCGGGGAUACCCGCCGGGCGGGAAACCCGGAACCGCUGCCGGCUCGCGCUCCGGGAGCCUGCCCGCGCCGCCCUCUCCUGAGCCGGGGCGGGCAGUCGCCGGGGCCCUGGAUUCGGUUACAAUGUGACACUCGCUGCCUCAGUGCCGCCGGAAGCUGGGGCUGCCCCGGGCCGCCCGAUAGGCCUGCGGGAGGGAAGCUGAGCCUUGCUUUCUUCGGGCUCUGCCACCCGCUUUUCCUCCGACCCCACCCCAUUCUCAUCUCCUCCGGGGCCCAAAAAUCGGCUGAGUCACGGCGCCCCGAAGCACGCCAGGAGGAGGGGAGGGGGGUCGGGAGAGGAGAGGAGGGAGGGGAGGGCCCUGGCGACCCGCGGGAUGUGGCCCGAGUCACGUCCGAGGGGGAACGAGGGGGAAGGGCUCGGGUUCUCGCCGGACAGUCCC
Messenger RNA from Bubalus bubalis (water buffalo), 2189 nucleotides. Its product is annotated as keratin-associated protein 10-2. NCBI's taxonomy places the organism in Eukaryota, Metazoa, Chordata, Mammalia, Artiodactyla, Bovidae. Bases 617 to 1036 code for a protein of 139 amino acids. The transcript is spliced from 10 exons. The record is from RefSeq and is a predicted model, not a curated record.